AUGAUGGACAUGAAGAUGAUGGGAGGUGGUGUGCCCUGGCUUGAUCAACCAGUGUUGCUUCACUCGUCUCGAGCAGACAAGUGCAAGUUGUCUCCUGAACAGUGUGCAUAUCGGAAUUCCCACUGGCGCUACUGGUACCAAUCUGACCAUGUAUACGCACUAGCUAUAGUCUACUUCUGUUGCGCGGUGAUCGGUGUAUUCGCCAUCUCGAACUUUCUUGUCAGAUACUCCCCGGACUGGGUCAAACGCACUCAAGUAUGGCGGGCUACUACUUCGAUGUCUCGAUACUUAGCUUAUCGAGGAUAUGGAACAAAAGCAUUACGGUACUGGUCUCCAUCAUUGGGGGUGUUAUUGCUGGGUAUAGUCGGAGCAGGAUUCUUCCUUGGAAUGACUCUUGGCCCGCAGCCGUACUACUGGCCGACAGAUGCAAAUUAUGGGAGCAGUCCUCCUAUAGCGACUCGAGCUGGGUGGAUGGCUCUAGCAUUGCUACCAUUUGUUCUUGCUUUAAGUGCCAAGGCAAAUAUGAUCUCUGUGUUAACGGGAAUUCCUCAUGAGAAGCUUCAGGUCUUCCACCACUGGACGAGCUAUGCUAUGUUUGCUCUGGCACUCGUCCACACAUUUCCAUUCAUUAUCUAUCACAUCUCGAAAGGUGAUAUGGUAAAACAAUGGAAGACGAGUGUCGUAUAUUGGACUGGAACUGUUGCAAUAAUCUCACAGGCGUAUUUGACUCUCAUGUCUCUGCCUUUUAUUCGUAACCGGUUUUAUGAGUUCUUUAAAGCUACUCAUAUCUUUGCAGCUGUUGUCUUUGUCGUCUUUUUCUUCCUCCACUGUGACUUCCGUCUUUCCUCAUGGGACUACUUUAUCGCGACUGGUUCAAUCUACCUUCUAUGCUUGGUAGCAUCCCAAGUCCGCACCUACAUUAUCAAUGGACUCCAUACAGCGACACUCGAAGUCAUUCCAAGUGGUCUUGUUCGGGUAACAGCCCCAACAACAAUCAAUUGGACACCAGGCCAACAUGUAUUCGUGCGAUUUUUGACCUCAGACCUACAUCUUCUAACCGCUCACCCGUUCACAAUCUCUUCCGUCUGCAAAAACCCCAAUGAAACUAGCAAAGCCUCCGAACUUAUUUUCUAUAUUAAGCCUCGCGGAGGCGUGACUGGACGCCUCGCAGCCAUUGCAAUGAAAAACCCCGGGUGCUCAAAGAAGAUCCUGAUUGAGGGACCAUACGGAGGUGUAAGUGCACACCAUAUGGCUCAUUUCGAUACGAUCCUCGUCAUUGCCGGUGGCUCGGGAGGUGGAUUUUCACUUGCGACGGUUGAUGAAGCGCUACGACUAUCUGCCUUAGAGUCCAAGGAUAUCAUACCAGGACAUGAUGGUCGUCGCAAUUUACAAGUCAUCUUCUCAACUCGUGAUACCGAGAUGGCUGAUUGGUACGUCGCCGAGAUUGAGUCCCGCCUUUCUCAUUCAACGACUCUUUCUCCAGACCUAGAUAGCGGGUACGAGACAUCUGUUUCAGUGCACGUUACAUCUCGUGUGAACUCGGCAUCCUCAUCACCAGCGAUUGGCUUUGAAAAAGAUACGAGCAAAUUGCCACCGACAGAGAUCACGACAACGGGAACUUUCAGUUUGAAUGUCCACCGCAAUGCCCGGCCUGAUAUCUCGGGCUUGAUUGCGCGGACAGUGGCAAUGUCUGGUAGCCAGGGUAAAUAUGUUGGAAGAAAGCAGCGGAUUGGAGUGUUGGUUUGUGGACCUGCUUCUAUGAUCCAUGAUACUCGGAAUGCGGCAGCUUUGGCUCAGGCGCGAGUGCUAGGGGGUGAGGUUGAGGAGCUCUACCUGCACUCUGAACCUUUUGCGUGGUGA
Molecule: messenger RNA, 1860 nt
Organism: Penicillium malachiteum
Lineage: Eukaryota; Fungi; Ascomycota; Eurotiomycetes; Eurotiales; Aspergillaceae
Product: ferric reductase family protein
Exons: 7
Coding region: 1-1860 (619 amino acids)
Biological process (GO): copper ion import; intracellular iron ion homeostasis; iron ion transport
Cellular component (GO): plasma membrane
Molecular function (GO): ferric-chelate reductase activity
Source: RefSeq, a predicted model, not a curated record